UUAUAAAGGCCAGCAACCGGCCAUUCGAUCCUCGUCUCGAAUAUCACGAAAAGCGUAGGUAUCAUCGUGCGCCUGCAAAACGCCAACCUCAAACAAACAAAACCGAACAGAUUACCUAUGCAAUUUACAGAUGAAGCACAACAAGACGAAUCAAUGACCUCGUACUUAAUUACCCAUUCUCAUUCUCCAUUUCCAUUUCGGGGGGAAGAAAAUCAUCCAAGAUGAGCAGAAAUUCAACAGAACCAGGAACAGGAACAGGGGCUGCAAACCCUAGAAUGGGCUCUGCUCUGGCCCUAGGAAUCGUAUUUCUGUUGACGGCCUUGAUCCUGUUCGCGGUGUUUAUAUGGGUGAGAGUGGUCAGGCGCCAGGUGAGUCCUCAAAUGCGCAGGGCCAUGUCCAAUGGAGGCACAGGUAUGGAGCCGGCGGAGGUGGGACUCGACCCCGAGACCUUGGAGUCCUAUCCGAAAGUAGUGUACUCGGAGAAGCUGUGCAGAACGAAAUCGGAGGCUCAGGAGCGAUCCUGCUGCUCGAUUUGCCUGAACGAUUACCAGGAAUCGGAAGACAUUCUUCGAUUGCUGCCUGAUUGUGGCCAUAUGUUCCAUGUGGAGUGUAUAGACCAGUGGCUGAAGCUCCACCCUACAUGCCCUAUGUGCAGGACUUCUCCCCUGCCUUCGCCCAUCAUGAGCCCUCUUCCUUCGCCUCUUUCCCAGGCUCUCCCUCUGGUUCGCCAUGACUCGCUCUCUGUUCGCCAGGUCUCCUUCGCUGAUCACAUUUCUGUGCAAGUUUAGUCGUAUUCUUCUCUACAUGUGCGCUGGAUUACCGAGCUAUAAAUAGGAUUCUCUGCGCAUCCGGGAUCCAUCUCUGCCUCUUCAAAAUUUUCAAUUUGAAAGCUCCAUUGAUCUUUGCAGGGCUGAGAGAGUGAAGUUGAUCACAUGUUGUAUUCAAACAAUCUUAAUUUAUAAAAGGAUUUUCUGUUACAGACAAAUACGAACAGGCCGGUUUCCAUGGCUGUUUAUAUUUGCUCAAGGCUCUUGUUUUAGACUCUUGCAUUACCUACCUGUCGCAGAGCAAUUUUCCACCCCAGAAAGUUUAAAGCUAUUAAUUAGCAUCUGCAGUUUCCUGACAUACAAUUAACCGUAGGGAAGAUAAAAUCCCUCUUACUUCAAUUAUGAGCCAUUAGAAUCAAAGGUUUAAUGGUCAAGGGAUUUUGUUAAAAUUUGUUACAUGUUUAUUUGUUAGUCCCUGCUUAAUGUUUUCACUUCUAACAUUAACAUGUUUUGGUCACUGUGAAAAUUGAAAAAUUUAAUCUUUUAUAUCAAA
Messenger RNA from Cryptomeria japonica (Japanese cedar), 1320 nucleotides. Its product is annotated as RING-H2 finger protein ATL70. The transcript has a single exon. Bases 222 to 788 code for a protein of 188 amino acids. The record is from RefSeq and is a predicted model, not a curated record. NCBI's taxonomy places the organism in Eukaryota, Viridiplantae, Streptophyta, Pinopsida, Cupressales, Cupressaceae.